GUCUGUUGAGCCGUAUUUGGGUUUGUUGGGCCAUGUUUAAUAGUAUUUUUGAUACGAACCUAAUAGGAGGAUAGGAAGGAAGAAGUCUAAUCUCUCCGCCACAAGAAGAUGGUUCGCUGUGUUGCCAAACUGACAGACGAUCUCAUGGUGGAGAUCCUUUCUCGUCUGCCGACCAAGUCCUUUUUCCGGUUUCAAUGCGUCUCCAAGUCCUGGCUCGCCCUUUCAUCUGAUCCCUACUAUCAGAAUAACUUCCCUCGUGCUGCAUCUGGCCUCUUCGUCGAUGUCCCUUAUGGAGACAUGACCGCUUUCGGGCACCGGAGGCGUAUCCAAUAUAUUAGCCUCUCAAACAACGAUGACGAUCUUGCCAUCAACACCUCUCUCAGUUUCUUGCGCAAGUUAUGGAAUAUGGAGGUGAUAUGGAAUAUGGAGGUGAUCAGCUCCUCCAAUGGGCUGCUCCUCUGCCGCUCGUGGUGGUGGGUCCGAAAAAUCUGCCGCAUAACUACAUCCCUCUACGUCUGCAAUCCCGCCACUAAAGAGUGGACUGUCCUCCCUGGAGGAGAGAUCACCAGGUACCUUGCUUUGGGCUUCGAACCUCGCGUCUCCCACCACUACCAUGUCCUCGGCUUCGACAGGAUCGCUAGGCUUAGGAUCUUCUCGACUAGGACAAACCAGUGGGUCGACAGCGAAGUCUCUAAUUUCAAAGAGUAUCGCAGCCCACAGGCUACUUUCACCAAUGGGAUUUUCUAUGUUACAUACGGUCUAAACCAAGUCUUGGGAAUUGAUCCAGAGGGAAAGGUUUGCCACAGAGUCGAGCUGCCUGAAUCCGAUUACGUGUACCGUGACUACCGUCUAGGACACUCAGGGGGUUAUUUGCAUUAUAUGCUGCGAAGCAAGGGUGAGAUAAAUGUGUGGAUGCUUGAGGACUACUGUCAUGUCGAUUGGAUCUUCAAGCAUUGUAUUAACGUCAGAGCCAUGUUACAGAAACAUGGGAUCCCUGAAACACCCUAUGUUUAUGUCACAGAAUUUCAUCCAGAUGUGGAUGCUAUUUUCCUUCGAAUAGAUGGCAACAUCUUCUCAUAUCACUUAAAUAGUGGUAGAUUGGAAGAAGUCUACAACUUGCCUCGUACAAGCGAUCUAGGAUGUGUUGCGUAUUCACCCACUAAUCGAAGGGGUUUGGUGAUGAGGUUGUCUGAUGGGAUGGACGACGGACAGAUUUAUGAACGACUCAUGGCAACAUAUCAUAGCAUGUUAGAGGAGGAUGAGCCCGAGUCAUGAUGGACGUACGUCGAGUUUGAAUCUUUACUUGGGAGUGCCCAAAAACACAUUGAGUUCAUGAUUUCCAGCAUUUAAUUAUAUUGGAUUGAGUCUAUUUUUUAUUUUGGUUUAUUAGGUCAUAUUGUGUUCUUUUAUUUUGGGUUUGUUUGAGUUCUUGUUUUCAGUUUGUAAUUUGCUAAUUUGUAUUUGAUGAUUGAGUCCAUUUUAGUUUAGUAUGGACAUGUAGUUUGGGUUUAUUUACGUUUUGUUGGCGAGCUUGUUUGCAUUGGGUCCUUAAAUUGGUUUAUAAUUGCUGAAUUAUGAUAGUUGGGAUUGAGUCCUUGUCAUUGAGUGCCUUGUGGCAAUCAGUUGGCUGAAGAUUAGGAGGCGUGGAAGAGAGAUUCAUGCCCCAAGGAAUGGUCCUCCUUUCACUAGAAAAUCUUCAUGUGUGAUGAUCUAUCCUUGCUGAUUUUUAGGGAUCCUUAUCUCCAUGAAUUGGCGUCCCUUUGACGAGUUCUACUUGGAGAAGGACUCACAUCACGUGAAGGGGAGAAAUAACCCUCAACGCAUGAACAAGUCAACCGUGAAGGAAGAAAAUCAGAUGGCGCCUUUAGGCGUGAAGAUCCUAGAAGAUUUUCCUUAACGUGUGGAGUGUUUUGACUUUAUCAAAUCCUACUUUGGUUAGGGGUCCUAUUAGUCUCUAGUAUUUGAAUUUAGUCAUUAACCUAAAUCUGAGUUUGAAUCAUGUAAUGAGAUCCCUAUUUUGUUCCAACGCCCCAUCUAUUUUAAAGGUGGAUGUUGAAGAAUAAAGGAGAAUUAAUUUUGGUUUUCAA
Messenger RNA from Phoenix dactylifera (date palm), 2087 nucleotides. The record is from RefSeq and is a predicted model, not a curated record. NCBI's taxonomy places the organism in Eukaryota, Viridiplantae, Streptophyta, Magnoliopsida, Arecales, Arecaceae.